Solenopsis invicta (red fire ant) is the source of this 686-nucleotide messenger RNA. RefSeq names its product splicing factor 3B subunit 5 (gene Sf3b5). The transcript has a single exon. Gene Ontology annotation, biological process: mRNA splicing, via spliceosome. Bases 162 to 419 code for a protein of 85 amino acids. The record is from RefSeq and is a predicted model, not a curated record. NCBI's taxonomy places the organism in Eukaryota, Metazoa, Arthropoda, Insecta, Hymenoptera, Formicidae. Gene Ontology annotation, cellular component: U2 snRNP; precatalytic spliceosome.
AACCUACAAUAACCUAGAAAGAAAGUUUUUGCGAAAACGUUACGAAAUUAUGAAAAAAGACUCGAAUACGAAAGAGAUACGAGCAGCGUGAUUGUUAAUUCUAUAAUCAACGAUAUCUACUAAGGAAGGACGAGACCACGAGCAGUAAUUAGCUCGAAAAGAUGGGUGAGCGCUACAAUAUCCACAGCCAAUUGGAGCAUCUGCAAUCCAAAUAUAUUGGCACCGGACACGCGGACACGACGAAAUUCGAGUGGCUGGUGAAUCAACAUCGGGAUUCUUGCAGCUCGUAUAUGGGUCAUUAUGACUUGCUAAAUUUCUUCGCAAUCGCUGAGAACGAAGCCAAGGCACGAGUCAGAUUCAAUCUUAUGGAGAAGAUGCUGCAACCUUGUGGACCACCACCCGAGAAGCCGGAGGAUUGAAUUGCACCUUUGUCCCUCAACAUUUUUUUUCUUGUGAUAGAAACUCUUGUAAUUCUCGAAAAUAAAAAAGAACAUUAACUUUUUAUUAUUUAUUCAGAUGUUUCAAGAAAAUUUAAUAAACUCGAGUGAAUACUGGAUUUUGAUCAGUUAGAUCAAUUGAUACAUUAUUUGUGAGCGUGUUACAUUUUUACAUCGCAUAUAAAACCAUAAGUGACAUUAAUUGUGCUUGCGUUAACAAAAAUACAUGUACAACACGUUUUUAUGUAA